AUUAAUUGGAUUUUGUCAAUUAACAACUUGAGUCAUUUGUGGCCAUGCUGGAGCACCACCUUUAGUCAAACAAAUCAACCCCAGGACUUAUUCUUUCCGUACUUUCAGCCUGCAAACAUGGUAUCGUCAUUACACGUUGCUGCGAUUGUUACCUGUCUAAAAUUCCUGUUGAUUCCUUCAUAUCGAUCAACAGAUUUUGAAGUCCAUCGGAACUGGCUGUCCAUAACCAACAAACUCCCUGUAAGGAAAUGGUAUUACGAGGAAACCUCAAUAUGGACCCUGGAUUAUCCUCCAUUCUUUGCUUGGUUCGAAUUCCUGCUUUCACACAUAGCAUGCUAUUUUGACCCUAAGAUGCUAGUUGUUCAAUCAGGCGCCUAUACUUCACAAGCUACAGUCUACUUCCAGCGUUUGUCUGUAAUCCUUUCUGAUUUGGUGCUUGUGUACGCAGUCCAAGAGUUGAACCAUGGAUAUAAUAAAGCCAACAAAACAAAUAAUCUUUUCAGCACUGGUCUUGCGAUUUCCAUAUUGGUCCUCUCCAAUUUUGGACUUCUGCUUGUUGACCACAUCCAUUUCCAAUAUAAUGGAUUCUUGUUUGGAAUUCUUUUGUUGUCCUUGGUCCGGAUCCGUCAAGGCAAAUUUCUCAGCGGCGCCUUCUUGUUUGUUGUUCUCUUAAACUUCAAACACAUAUUCCUCUACAUAGCACCAACAUAUUUUGUCUACUUGCUCAAGUGUUACUGUUUUCGAUCAACAAAUGAUGGAAAGAUUUUGUGGCAUUCUUUUUCCAUUACGAAACUGGUCUAUUUGUCUUUGAUUGUUAUUAGUGUGUUUGGGCUGUCUUUUGGACCAUUCAUUUACAUGAAACAACUUUAUCAAGUUCUCUCUCGGCUUUUCCCAUUCAAAAGAGGAUUGAGCCAUGCGUAUUGGGCCCCCAACUUCUGGGCUCUCUAUAAUUUUGCAGAUAAAGCCCUUGUUUAUACUGGCCAAAAUACCGGUCAUAUUCACGUCAACAAAACUGAUAGCUCUUUGAUGACUGGAGGUUUGGUCCAAGAGUUCCAUCACACUGUGCUGCCCUCAAUUACACCUCAUAUAACGUUGGUGCUGACCUUUGUGGCAAUCUUUCCUGUCUUGCUGAGUAUCUGGAUGAAACCCCAAAAAGGUAAAAGCCUGAUUGAAGCUGUAGCUUUAUGUGCCUUUGGUUCCUUCAUGUUUGGAUGGCAUGUCCACGAGAAAGCCAUUUUGAUGGUCAUUCUUCCUCUCAGUUUAUUGGUGAUGGACCAGAAACAGUAUGCUAGAAUAUUUCUAAUGGUAUCCACUACGGGACAUUAUUCUCUCUUUCCUCUUUUAUUCACCAAACCAGAGACGCCAAUCAAAAUUUGCCUCAUGUUGGCAUACACUUUAUUUGCAUUCCUGUCAUUAUCAAACCUUCAUGGAAACACUUCCAAACGAUUCCAACUGCCGCUCCUGUGUACAUUUGAGAGUAUCUACCUUCUGGGUAUUUUACCACUUGAAUUCUUCAACAGUUUAGCUUUUCCAUUGACUGCACUCAACGUCAAGCUUCCAUUCCUUCCACUAAUGCUGACAUCGGUUUAUUGCAGUCUGGGCCUCUUCUACAGCUGGCUGAAGUUCUAUUACCAUUACAUCGCUGGAUCGUCUGUACGCAAAGUAAAGCAUAAAUAAAUCUGACCACACGUU
Messenger RNA from Octopus bimaculoides (California two-spot octopus), 1692 nucleotides. RefSeq names its product dolichyl pyrophosphate Glc1Man9GlcNAc2 alpha-1,3-glucosyltransferase. Gene Ontology annotation, molecular function: dolichyl pyrophosphate Glc1Man9GlcNAc2 alpha-1,3-glucosyltransferase activity. Gene Ontology annotation, biological process: dolichol-linked oligosaccharide biosynthetic process; protein N-linked glycosylation. The record is from RefSeq and is a predicted model, not a curated record. Lineage: Eukaryota; Metazoa; Mollusca; Cephalopoda; Octopoda; Octopodidae. Gene Ontology annotation, cellular component: endoplasmic reticulum membrane.